Molecule: messenger RNA, 2715 nt
Organism: Rhipicephalus sanguineus (brown dog tick)
Lineage: Eukaryota; Metazoa; Arthropoda; Arachnida; Ixodida; Ixodidae
Exons: 20
Coding region: 226-2667 (813 amino acids)
Biological process (GO): protein localization to kinetochore; regulation of protein ubiquitination; traversing start control point of mitotic cell cycle
Cellular component (GO): kinetochore
Source: RefSeq, a predicted model, not a curated record
GGGCACAUUGAUUCAAAAUAUUCGCGCGAUUCGCGCGCAUCAUAUCAUGGCGCACGCGCGCGGGCGGUAAACAUCUUGAGUAGCUAGAAGCACGAGCAGUUUCGGGAACUUAGCACGUGCUGCCGUUCUCUUUAUCUCUUUAUUUAUUGGGCAAGAACAUUUGCGCAACAUGAAAACUGUGUGUGAAGCGCUGAGUGUGCGUGGAGGUUUUAGGCAUCUGUGAUCAUGAAGUGGUGGUGCCUGUUCCUGAUCAGAGAUGAUGCUGGGAAGGAUAUUGUGGAAGAAUAUUUUCGCCGUUUGAAUGUGCUGACGGCUUCAACGUCAUGGAAGGUGCGCUCAGCAGCGAACCACUUGCUACCGCUGAUGCCCUAUCGAGAGAUUCACUUCGCGAUCUUGCCAUUUCUCCAGAGCACAUGUGGGGAGCUUGAGGUGUCAUGGAAGUCGAGCAAGUUGGGUUCGUUCGAGAGUGAUUUGCAAAGCUGGUUAGACGACAUGGCAAGGUUGAAAGACACCUACCACUUUCCAUCUCAGCCGUCGCCGGCCGAAGGUGCCAGCGCCGCAAAAUGCAUCGACGACCUGCUCGACAAUUUGCCAACCCCUGGGACCUAUAUUCUAGAGAUUAUAAUUGAUAGAAGUCUGUUUAGUGACUUGGAUGUCAAAGCCAACGUCUUACUCUAUGGUUCCCUGUUCAGAGCCUAUAUGUGGCAUCACGCUGCUUUUAGACCUCUGGGAGUUGGUUCUAACAGUUUACAGCUGAACACUUGGCUGGAUGACCUGGGAGUUACUGGCUUUGCCCUUCAAGCUGCUUGGCUUCCCGUGUGGAAAGGACGCAUCGCUACUGGAAAUAGUGUGUCAUCACGCCACUUCGAGCUUCAGUGCUCUGUUCCUGUUUUUGAAUUGACGGCCUUAAACAAGAUUUCAGCAGCUUCUGAGGAAAAAUCUGUAAGUGAGGACGACGUGGUUUGGAGUUCAUAUCUAGAGGUCUUGGAGGAAUUUUCUUUUAGCAGCCUCCCAAUGCACUUGGUCAUUCCUGUUCCUUUUAGGCUUGUGCCUACAUCAACUAUUCAGACUAUGGCAGCAUGGUUUUUGAAGUGCCAAGCAGCUGAUCAGGAGAGCUGCGUGACUGUGCGGCUGUCAUAUUGGGAUGACGUUGAGCUCAAAACAAAACCAUCCAAGCCCUCUAGCUCAGAAUGGCAGCGUAAUCUACUGAUGGAAAGGCCAUUGCAGUCUGCUUCAGUGGGCGACCAGUGCCUUCAGAAACCAAGUGGCCACUUGCAUUUUAUAUUAUUGUCAAAUGGCAACAUGAACCUCCUUUUCCCUUUGCGGAAAACGCCUUCCGCAACAGAAAUGUGCCUCUACUCUGGCAGAGAGAGCACUUCCUCGCCACCCGUUCUUGAAAGUGCUACAUGCGAGCUGCUGCAAGACAUCCCACUUGUUUGCACCGAUAGCAUUCUUGAUUCUGUGCAUCACAACAAUUCACAUCGCCUUGCUCUGCUCAGGAACUUUAUUGCUGGUGGUCAAAGCUCCAGCCACGAUGUUGAAGCGCUUGAAAAAUCUUUCGAUAAGAUGAGUGUGGAUGAGUCUGAAUGGGUGAUUCAUGCUUCUGGGAAGCCUUCUGUGAGCCCACCUGACCACGUGAAAUAUGCGUCUCUCGGUGAUCCUUCUGACUGGCCUGAAAGGCGGUUUCUUGUUUCUGAGUCACUCAAGGGAUCGGCAUCCGGUGAAAAUCACGCACUGUCCAACGCAGGUGGUAGUCCUGGCCAGAAGAUGCUUUCUAUAUCAGCUGCUGAGAUAAUUAGACUGUUUGAUGAAUCUGGACAUGCCAAACGAAAACCAUUGCACCCUGUUCAUGCUGUGGGGCAAAGCACCAAGCCAUCAAUCGCUAGGAACGAAGUGGAAAGCACAUAUUGGCCAGAUGUCCUUCAGUGCAAGUACCAUGAUAUGUAUUACAACACAGACUCUGAAGUACUGGAGAGCUCCUGCUGUGCAAUGAAAGAGCAAUGCUUGGUUGAUGAGACAGCUACGACUUGCACAUCUAGUCUGGAAAGUUCAACGCUGCCCCAAUCCAAAUCUAGGAAACCUUCAAGCAAGGCAUGUGUUCCUGUACGCAAGAGUCCUCAAAAGCAUAGUCUUAACAGGGACCGAACCACGCUGCGAGGCCACCAAGAAAAGCACUCUCUCUCGUCAACACGCAAUGAUCAUGUUGCAUCGGCAUCUCUUCGUAGGAGCCCACGAAAGGCUUCUUCAACUCAGAAUGUGCCACGGAAGACAGUCCCUCUAGCCCGGAAUAGCCCGCAAGCUGCUGCUUCUCCCUUUUUGCUGCGAAGGAGCCCACGUAAAAAUGCCAGAAAACACGAAUAUGAUGAUUCAAGGAGAGAGACAGUUGAUGCAAAUGGUGGUUCAGCAGCUGAGAAACUCCGAUUGAAACUGCGUGUAGCUGUGGCAAAUGCUCUGGAAAAGAAUGGUGUGUCUCAAAGCAGCCCCCUUUACAAACCUUGCGGCAAGAAGCUUUUUGCCAUCUGUAGUACCUUUGCUAAGGAUCUUGUUGGCAGUGGUCGUACAAGUGAGCUGUUACAAAAGAUUGCAGAUUCCCAUGCAAAGCAGGUUGUAAAAUUUGAAGUGCUCAAGCCUGGACACCGCAAGUCCGAGACAUUGGGAGCCAGUUAAUGAGCUUUUUAUAGUGUUUUUGAUAAUAAAAAGAUUUUGUGUUUGCAC